This is a messenger RNA of Xyrichtys novacula (pearly razorfish), 5831 nucleotides long. Lineage: Eukaryota; Metazoa; Chordata; Actinopteri; Labriformes; Labridae. The record is from the annotation of a GenBank genome assembly.
GGGUGCCAUUGAUGGCCUGAAUAAGGAUAGAUCUGUGUGCCGAUGUGACACCCAGCUGUCCUCUCAGGUAGGGAGGGACAAUGGUACCAGAGCCGCCUGUCCAUGAAGAGCAUGUGAUGUGACGGAGGAUAUAAAAGGCUGUAAAUCAACAACAACACAACACACAGUUUCGAGGGACACCCAAUAUUCACCAAACCAGACCAGCCGCCAAGAUGAGAUUUCUGGUGCCGCUGUUCGUUUUCCUGGCUGUGCCAGCAUUUCAUUCUGGUAAGAAGCAAAAACUUGAAUGUUUGCAAACAGGUGGUAAAAGUUUGGCAUUUUUAGUUUUAGACUGCGCCUGUGUUGGAAAAAUCUGCAAACUGCAGCCUGAAUUGAUGUACGUCUGCUAACUUACAGCUCUCUCAGCGUCUAUUGAAUCAGCAGAGAAAGAGGAGGCAGUAGCAAAGCAUGGUGAGAGAAAAACAGUAUUAAUAAUCUUCAGAAAACUGUGACAACCACGCAAUAAUAAUUAGACACACACACGCCUGAAAGAGGGAAUAAUUUCACUCAUAUUUGUCAUUUAUUUUGAUGCAGAUGGGCUCACUAAACUGCAGGAAAUAGGUAAGCUACGAUGAACUGCUCUGAUGCAUUAUAUAUUUCAUGUAUCUUAUCCUCUGUUGGCUUUGAUCCAUCUGGCUGCAACAGUUUUAGCCUUUAGACCUGUUUCAUAAUGCUCUCUUUUUUUUCCUAAACCACCCACCUAACACUCUGAGAUGCUUCAUGUUUUAUGUUGAAUCUGUAUUUAUUCAUUUUUGAUGGUAAUUUUAACUCAAGUCUCCUUGUUGGGCUCGAUUGUAAUGAUUUGUCAUGUCCUCAGACCAGUUGGAGUUUGAGGCCGCUCAGAAGAAUGAGGCCGCUCAGCUGAACGGUAGGUUUAACCAGAGCCACAAACAAAUUCAUCUUUUGCUCUCUUUUUGUGAAAACCCAGAAGUCCAAAUAAAGUUUUGAUCUUUUCCUUUCAAGUCACAGAGGAGCAGAAGGAGGUCGCCCGCUACGGUAAGAAGAAUCUUAUGACCUUUCACCUCUUUCAAAGUCAAUAAUGUCAGAUCCAGGUGCAGUUUAUAUACCAAAAUUUCUUGUCUUUGCAUACAGAGGCUGCUCAGGAUGGAUCAGGUAAGUUAGUCCCAUUAUGAACACAUACGCUCACAUUCAGAGUUAUGUUAUAUUAAGAGUGUUUAAAGGGAUAUUCCGGCGUAAAAUUAAUUUAGGGUCAAACACACUGUAACACCGAGUUAGACACCCCCUCGAGAGAUAAAUGUUGCCAACCGCUUGCUUCUCUAGUUACACCAACUUUAGUAACGACCGCAGGAUAGCAAUACACAACGAUCUGAGGAGCCAUAAACAAACCUCAACCAAAAAGCCACUCUAUAGCCACAAAUAAAGCUCAGAACAGCACCUAACUAGCCAUAGCACUAGCCACCAAACAUCUUUUUAACGUUGCCUAAUUUCUUUAGCAAAGAGACUAAACACAACUCACCUACUUUCUUCCAGCAGCCGCUUGUUUGUAGCGAGACCUCGGGCCAGUUCAUUACGGACUGCUGCUCAGUCAAUGACGAACAUUUAUGAUCAUUUAUCAUUUUCUUGAAGUAAUAUAAAUCAUAUAUUUAUCAUAUUAAUAAUUUUACACUGCAGACGUGGUAGUUCUUCUGCCUUAGUGUCUCGGUCUGAUUGCAUUUCCAUGAAAUAAUUACCAUAAAUGUUCUUCCUUGAGCUGCGAAACUCCGCUGCAGUCCGUAAUGGACUGGCCUGAGGUCUGCGACAAACUAGCGGCUGCUGGAAGAGAGUAGGGGAGUUGUGUUUAGUCUCUUUGCUAAAGAAAUCAGGCAAAGUUAAAAAGAUUUUUGGUGGCUAGUGCUAUGGCUGGGACCCUGUAUGUACUGUUAAUGAAGUUAGGUGCUGUUCUGAGCAUUAUUUGUGGCUAUAGAGCGGCGUUUGGUUGAGGUUUGUUUAUGGCUCCUCAGACCGUUGUGUAUUGCUAUUUCGCGGUCGUUACUAAAGUUGGUAAAACUAGAGAAGCAAGCAGUCAGCGACAUUCAUCUCUCGUGGUGUUGUCGAACUUAAGUGUUAAGGUGUGUUUGAUCCUAAAUUAAUUUCACGCCGGAAUAUCCCUUUAACUGAAUCACCUUACUGUUCUCUACAGUGGAGGAGCGCGUGGAAGCUGAAAACGACAACACAGGUGUGUCAAAAAAAUCCCACCGCUCCUACCAGGCGAUGUGACCUCUCUGUAACUGAUAUUCAACAUUACAUAACUGUGAAAUCCUCCCCCAACAGGAGGGGGUGGGAACUCUGAUUCUGCUGCUGCACGUGGUGGUAAGAGAAGCUUUUCUGUUCCUGUAGUGACCUGAGGGUGGCGACAAAAGACAGAGUGGAAAAGUUUGAAAAGAAAGGGAUGUUUAAGUACACUGAUGUGUAAAAUUUGACAGUCUUGUGACCAGUUUUCUCCCUCUAAUCCACAGAAUCAUCAGAGUCCUCUGAGGAAGCAGAGGGUGAGUUUGUGACUGUUUAAUCUAGAGGGAUUAUUUCAGCAAAUUAAACUGUAAUCUCAGUUUGGUUUUUAGAUGCUGACAAUGUCUGUCUGUGAUUUUUGACAGGGAGACAAAGACGAGGUAAGUGCUGUAAAUCUACACUAAAGCACAAAAUAAAUAAUCCAAACUUAAAAUGAAGACAGAUGAUCACGAUUCCCCCCCUGAACCAGUUAUCCUCACAUUCAAUAACUUUUCACAAGUUCUGUUUUUCUUUUCUUUUUCAAUCAUUCCUCAAGAAUAUAAAUGUUGUAACAGUUCAUCCAGGCCAGGUUUAAAAAAAACUUUACUGUGCUCACUCUUUUGCCUAUUUUGUCUGUAUUUCUUAUCUUCUCAGAGCACCUUAAGACAGUGUCAGAGACUGUGUCAGAGACAGUGUCAGAGACUGUGAGCACCUCUGGUAAGAUAAAAAUAAUAAACCAAUAAAAACUGACUUUCCUCUUGAAUAUCACACUCUCAAGUAUUCACUGUAAUCCCUCCCUGUUCUCAUUUCUUCUCCACAGAUGAAGGAAGUCAUGAUUCAACCAAGGAGCAAGGUAGGAAAGAGUUUUAGGGAGCUGCACUAAAGUAAAAAUCUGAUGAAUUUUUACUGAAGUCAAAGUAAAACUAUUAAUCUAAAGGAGAAAGUACUUGAUUUAAAAUUACUCUGAGUUUCUGUGGGGGGAUUUGAAGUGCUUAUGAAAUAGAACAAAGUAAAGAAUAACUCCCCUCUAUGAGCUACAAAAGCAAACAAAUGUUGAAGUAUAACAAACAAAUCAAUAGUUCUGUUUUUCUUGCAGUUAUUGAACAUUUUUUGUUACACUUCAGGAUAAGACCUGAAGUAAUCCCCUAAAAAAUACUUCAGUAAGGAAAGAAGUACUUUAAAAUCCAGCCUACUCACAUAAGUACAACUCAAUUACAGUAGCCUGGGUUAAUGUUAUUAGUGACCACCCCUGCCACAGAGCGAGGUAAAAACUUCUCAAAUACUGCUCCCCACAAAUCCACACGUUAAAUUUACAUCUAUCUGUUUGUUUAACCAUAUCUGGAUAUCCGAGUUCACAGGCAGUCGUUAACAUUUUUUGAGGCAGACUCAAAGUACCUGCUGAGGCACGAUGUGGUGAACUGUUUUGAGCACACUGAGUGAAAGUCAAAUUGUAGGUUAUGCAAUGUAGUGCAAGAACACAGAGCCAGCCAGGGCCAGUCAGAGCUAGAUUUAAACCGAGAGAAAACCGUUUAUAGGUCAGGAUCGGCAAACAGUAAAAUAAGUAUAAUUACAAUUUACAACUUGCAGCUUGUUAAAGACUCAAGAGCAUUUUUUUUUCUCUCUCUGUUUUAUAACAUAAAAUUCCAAACAGCAGUUUUGCUCAAGACAUUUUUGAGUCGCCACAGAUCUGGAAAAACCUGUUUACUGCUUGACCUCAAAAAUAAGAUGCUGGAAUUGUUUAUCGGAGCACAGUCUUCCUCAUAUGUGAGUAAAUCUGGGACAAAAAUCCAGGCCACUCUGAGGCGUCUGUCCCACAGGUGCUUAUUGUGCUUGAUUUAUACUGUAUCAUCUGCUCUUGGUUAUUUUAGGAGCCAAGGAUGCGCUGUCCCUGCCCUAAAAGAUGCAGAAAAGUUCAGUUUUUAAAUUGAUCAAAUUUCUUAAGUUAAAGGUUGCUGGGGCAGAAAAAAGUAGUCUCUCUGAUUCUGAUUUUAUGUGCUGAGAGGGAAAGUCUCAUGUGGUACAGGAACAAGAGAAAUUUAUGGUGAGGCAGUAAUUCUUAAUCCUUCUGGGGGGAGAGUAUUCUAUUAUUUUGCUGCACAGCAGUAUCGUGCUGCUGCGCUCUGCAGUAGUCAUUCAUCACUACCUGCGCAUGAGGGGUGAGUCAUAUCAGAAAGCAUGAAGAGAGCUGUGAUUCAGAUAGUGGCUUCAGUUUGUCUGGAAAAAUACUGGAUUGUUGUUAACAAUGUAAAGCUAGUGUAAAGGAAUCCUGUUUGUCUCUGCAUCACAGAUGCACUGGAGUGAGGAACGCAGCAGCACGUGGAUCCAAGCGCUCCCUCAUCACCCGGUGCCUGAGCUGCACCGAGCUUACUACCAAUAAAGGGAACUAUUCUACUCAUCUGCAAAGCCUGUGUGCCUUUUCUGACUCAUGUUAUGUACCAUGACAGAGCUUCAUGAUGUGAUGAAUAGUAUUUGGGUUAUUUAAAAAGAUGCUUUCCUUCCAAAUAAGUAACAGAAACAAGAACACAUGUAUUUUCCCAUUUUUAUUUUUCAUUUGUUGUUUUUUUUUUUAUCCACAAGAGUGAAUCAGUAUGUUGAUGUGCAUUAAAAAACAAAACAAAAACUCCUUUCUUUGGUACCUAAGGGAAAAUAAAGCAAUUAAGGCAACUACAGCAUCUACAGCUCUGAAAUGCAUUUAGUACUGCAGCCAAAUGACCACACAUCAGUGGCAUGCAAUGUUUACAUCCACCCUCAUUCGAACAAGGCUAGAUCAGCUCAAACCAUCAGUUAGGUAACUUCCAGAUUAAAGGUUUCUGUUCCUCCCAAUUUACAACCGUAUUCGACUUCUCAGGGCCAAGUGAGAGAAGAAAACUAAAGCAACCCAAACAUCUAGACAGGUGCAAGUUUCACAGAAAAACCAAACUGGAAAGUAGCUGAUGAAAGGUUAGCCAGCAAAAAUGGGGCAGAAGCAGACCUAAAGCAUUUAAAGGGCCGAGUAUGACGCAAUCAAGUUUUGACAGGAGACUUAAGGUCUUGUUUGACAUUCUGCUGUUACAUUUAUCAAAUUCAAGUAAUUCUGUGCAGAUAUCUCUGCAUUAACCAAAAUCUGCAAGACUAUGGAGACUCAAAAAAUCUGGGUCACUGAUUUCAGAGUAGAGUUUUUGUCAGAAACGGACUGACUUCUCAUGCCAAUGAUAGUGUUUCAGUUAUCAAUUUGCAGGUAGACAUUCAGGGAGAACAGCUGGUCAGGAAAAACACCCCAAACCUGCCAAUACUCACAGUGUUAAGUCCUUUUUUGUUCCAUAACACCAGGGAGAGAAAAUGUAUAUCCCAGUUAAAAGGAUAAAAAAGGAAGCCAGAUGAAAACUAUUAAUUCAACAAAUACUUAGAAUUCAGGGGCAGGGGAAAUACACACAAACACACCAUAACCUUGUUUUUUUUUUUGUUUUUUUACCUAAAAAUACUCCUUUUGCAACUACCUUACUUUCAGCAUGUGCUAUGACUGAAGAGUUAUAUCUUGCAAAAGGGCUAAUACUGCAUUAUAGUUGUUCAUUUCCUUACUAACAUGUAAAAUAAAAAUUAAAACAGCA